AUGAGCACCGUGUGCCGCUCCGUGGAGUUCGGACUUCGCGUGAUCGGCAUGUGGCCGGGCACGUCGAUCUCCCGUGGACUCUCCUACAUAUCUCUGAUGGCGAUGUUUCAGGUCUUUCAGUACAGAUACCUGUUCGCUCACUUCAGCGAGCAGGACCUCUCGCUCUUCAUGGACGUUCUGAGCGCUACCAUGGCUUACAGCUUGCUGUUCAUCAAGCUGAUACUCCUUGCCUGCAAUGCACGUCUGCUCGAUGAAAUCAUAGCAUGCGUGGCCGAGGACUGGAAAGAGCGCGACGCGUCCGACGAGCACGCAAUGACCAGGAUGGCUUUCGCCGCUCGUCGCUUCUCCAAUUUGAUCAUCGCCUCGGGCGCGACGUCGGUCUUAUUCUACGCCACUGGCACCCUCAUGUUACGCAAGAAUGACAAUCGGACCGUAGACCGGGAACUCUUCCUCAAAAUGGAUCUGCCCUUCGACAUCGAGAACGGAUCUGUCUACGUAGCUGUUCUCGUUACACAGUUCAUUCAUCAGAUGAGCGCCGCUGGUAUCUUGGCUAUGUUGGAUGCCUUGCUGUUGACUUUGGUUCUUCAUGUGUGCGGACAAAUUGACAUAGUGCAGCAAAAAUUGAGCACAAUCACCCGGAAGGAUAUCGAGCGAGAUACAUGCAUGGUGAAAAUACUGGUCAUUCGACAUCAGAGGAUUAUCUCCUUCUCCAAGAACAUCGAGACUCUGUUCUCGAAAAUCGCGCUAAUACAAUUUCUAUCGGACACUCUGAUCAUCUGUUGCCUGGGCUUUCUCAUCGUGAUCUCCAUUAAUAUCCCGAAUGGGACGACGAUGUUGGUGAAGUCUGUAUUGUUUUACAUCAGCAUCGGCAUGCAAGCGUUUAUAUUUUGUUUCGUCGGAGAGUAUCUCAGUUCAAAGGUCAGUGUAUUUAUUAUAAGGCACACUAAGGAAGCUUGCCGUGUGUUGCAGAGCGAAAUGAUCGGCGACGCGGCAUACGAAUCGCUCUGGUACGAUCUGAAGCCGAAUGAAAAUCGCGAUCUUUUCUUCAUGAUCGUGAGAUCGCAGAAGCGUCUGACGCUCACCGCCGGCAAGUUUGUGAAUCUUUCCUUGAGGCAAUUCGGCAACAUCGUGAAAGCCUCGGCGUCAUACAUGUCGGUGUUACACGCGAUGUACUGA
Dinoponera quadriceps is the source of this 1176-nucleotide messenger RNA. Its product is annotated as odorant receptor 13a-like. The record is from RefSeq and is a predicted model, not a curated record. Gene Ontology annotation, biological process: detection of chemical stimulus involved in sensory perception of smell; sensory perception of smell. Bases 1 to 1176 code for a protein of 391 amino acids. Gene Ontology annotation, cellular component: plasma membrane. Gene Ontology annotation, molecular function: odorant binding; olfactory receptor activity. The transcript is spliced from 6 exons. NCBI's taxonomy places the organism in Eukaryota, Metazoa, Arthropoda, Insecta, Hymenoptera, Formicidae.